Gambusia affinis (western mosquitofish) is the source of this 10717-nucleotide messenger RNA. It is a transcript of the gene lg18h4orf54, whose product is annotated as linkage group 18 C4orf54 homolog. The transcript is spliced from 2 exons. The record is from RefSeq and is a predicted model, not a curated record. The coding region runs from base 1868 to 6301 and encodes 1477 amino acids. NCBI's taxonomy places the organism in Eukaryota, Metazoa, Chordata, Actinopteri, Cyprinodontiformes, Poeciliidae.
CCUUAUAGUGGAACUUGAUGUAAUGUUGUUUAACAGAGUAGUAAAUAAUGUGUUCAUGCCUUAAAACAUCAAACAUUGACAGUUUUGUGACAGCCAUGAAGCAGGGGAGCAUGAGAAAUGAUCUUCAUAUUCACCAUUUUUACUUGCAUAAUAUUGCCUUAAAAGUGGAGAGAGCCUUGAUAAUAGUAGCUUUGGUAAAUUCAAGAUGGUGUUAGACGACAACACAACUGGACAAGAACUGGAUGAAAAUUAAAUGUGGAUCACCAAAGGAGACCAUAGGGACGAAGGCUGUUAACAUGUUGCUAGCUGGUAAGUUUGCUUCAAAAUGCCAAUUAUCUUUGUUUAACCAUAAACAGUGCAGUACAUAUAAACAAACUUACAUUGGUUUCAGAAGUAGUUAUUUUAUCAAUUUUAUUGUGAUUUUUCUGAUUUUUAUUGGAAGAAUCAUUCAACUUCAUGUUAUAACUGAAGAAACAGCAUGGAGACUCUAUGUGUAGCCUCAUAUAUGCCUAAUAUAGUUUUCUCCAUAAACUUAACCUGGUUUUAAUUAAGCUCAGUAUGCCAAAGAGACUUUGAUAUUGUGAGGUUGUUGUUAUUAUUGUUUUUAUCUUCAACAUACUUUUCCAGUCAAAGCAAAAGAAAAGAAAAGAGGAAGGGAUCAGGUAUUAGAAAACCUAAAGAUUUUCCUGUCUCAGAAGAGGCUGUUACUCCACCAGGUCACCACACCAGUUCUGAGGAUGAACCUCCAUAUCAUGGGUCACAUGACUCAGAAGCUAUAGAAGAGAAAUACUAAAUUUUGACAAAAAAUGUUAAAAUAAUAUCAAAAAGGUUCAAAUGCAAUAAAAAUGAGUGUAACUCAUCUCUAGAGUCUAGAAGCGUUUCACACUGAUUUGGAGUUAAUAGAGCACAUGACUUGGAAGCUAUUGAAGAAAUAAAAAUAUACUUUUUAAUAUUACAAUUAUUAAAGAUACUGAGUAUGACUUAAACAUUCUGAAAUUUCUCACUAGAAAACAGUGCCUCUCGUGUACCAGCAAGAAUGUUAUGUCAUUGUCAAAAUUAUAACUUUUAAUAUCUCGAAAACGAAAGCUGCACAAGCAAAAAUUUUAAAGGCACAAAGCUGCACAAACGGAGCACUAACGAUGUAGCCCACUUUGGUUUGUUUUGGCGCAAUAUGGGGGUAUGGUGAACUCUGGUAAACUCUGGACGACCUAAAAAAAUAUUUUUUAAUAUCUUAUUCUGGUUCUGCUGGAGGUUUUAAAGGGGAGUUUUUCUAUCCACUGUCCUUACAAUCCACACUAUGAGAGAUUGUUGCGAAGUCAAAGACUCAUUGCAAUCUGCAGGUUUUCCUUAGAUGUAAAACUUUUAAAAUUAGAAUAAAAAACUAAACGUGGCUAAAUUGUUUGAUAAAUGGGAACAAAUUGGAAGAGAUUGAACUGAUAUUGAAUCUUAUUGAUUCAAUUGCCUAAAGAAACAUACUGAGAACUGAGCAGAAAAUGUAAAGCUAAAAGCAGAUUUUUGAAGAAGUUUAAUUUUUAUUAUGAAAGAUAACUCAAUAAACUGUUUACAAUAUUGUCAUUUAACUUCAAAUAUAGGCCUAUAUAAAAUCUAAAUGGAGGAGGCUACCGACUCCAGCUUGAGUCAUGUCCUAGACAGAACAUGGUUAUGUCUCUGAUUUCUUUUAGGACUUCACGUGCGCUGAGACGGAAUGUCUGGCGUGCUCCGGUGUCACUGGAGUCUGUCUGGCUGGACUCAGAGCUUUGUGCACAGCACCAUCUCUGGGUGAAGGAAGCAGAAGUCCUCAGUGGCCCCAGCUGCGCUGCCGGCUUUGUCAGACACCAAAUGUAAGCUUAAACCCGCCGCUGCAGACAUGAAGACAGAGAGAAGAUGCGCCCAAAAACUGAAAGCGAGCGGGCAGGUGAUAGAUCUGCUCCAAAAAGACGAGCAAGACAUCCUGAAAACGCAGGAGGAAACCAAAUAUGUUGAUUUGGAGUCCGAGGACGAGAGGGUCUGUCGCCUUGGUCAGAGGAACCAAGUGUCUGUCAUUGUUAAAAAUAGUGGAUUUGAAGCUGUUUACGCGUCGGAGCCGAACUCUGACCUGAAGGAGAUGCACACCAAGGGGGGAGAAAACACCAGAGGUAAGAAAUGCGUGAAAGAUUUAAAAAAUUUCCCCUCUCCGUCAUUCUCACCUCACCUGAAAAAAAAUGAGACUAGUCUACAAAUAGGAGAAAAAAGUGGUGAGAGCGCAGUUACGCACACCAAUGUGUCCAAAGGCAUGGACAGCAAGGCAGAGCGCGAGGAGGAAUCCCACAGCACCAACAGCAAUCUGAGUGGGAGAAGCGAGUGGGAGGACUGUGAGGAGGUGGAUAAUGUCAGCCUGGUGCUCUCUGAUGAAUCCGCUCCGUGCUUAACCGAGGACCAUUACAUUACAACGCACGAGAUUCAGCUCUCGGAGUUCUCUGACCAUGAAGGGGACUACGACCUGGGCGUGGGCUCCUCCACUAGCUGGGACAUUGAAGAUGAGAGCCAGGUGUACCCAUUUGUAGGCUACUCCUUUGCGGGUGAGAGGGGGGCCUGUGGGGCUCCCUGCUCCGAGGGUGCCACGGCAGUAGCAGCAGCGGUCAGCACUCUGCUUGAAAGUGAUCUGAGCGACGCGGCCAAGUUCUGUGGCUCAGAUGAACCCGAACAGAAGCAGAGCGAAGGACAGAUCCACCUGUCAAUCAGAACCACAUCCCGAGCUAUAAAUGACCCCGGCAGCAUCCAAGAGGAGGAAAAUAUCCUUUAUCAUGCCAGGCGCUCCGGAGACAUGAGCCGCUAUGUGUUUGGGGGAGUGGAUGGGAAGGCAGAGACCUUUUGUGACAGGGCGAAGUGUUUCAUAGCCGCGCCCGGACGCCUGCACUUUGGCGGUAGAUUGAGGGGGAAAGAGGUCACCGAGUAUUCCAGCGGCACGUCCAGCGCUGUCAGCGAGCUGGACGACGCUGACAAGGAGGUGCGCAAUCUCACAGCCAAAGCCUUCAAGAGCUUGGCCUACCCUUACUUUGAAGCCAUCAAUUUCAGCACCUCCAGUGAGUCCUCUGCAUCAGAGCACGGUCGGAGGAAAAACAGGUGGUCCACGUUUCUGGAUCUGAAAUAUGGCAACGUGAACAUGUCUCAGGGGCUGGACCAAAGUGUGAUUUCCUGUCAAAACCCUGCGGCCUCAUAUGAAAUAGGCAAAAACAGCGACAACAGAGGUUAUAAGGGCACCAUUCAGCCCACAAGUAAGAUCUUUUCUCUGAAAGCGCCCCGCAGCGCCUCGUCAUCAAAGCAGAUCCAGCUGAUGGGAAAGUUCGGACAGGGCCACAGCGGAGUGAUCAGACUCACAGAGACACUGAAUUUUCGUUGCAAUGUCAAAUCUGGAAUGUCUGGGGAAGAAAGGCGCACUGACUUUGCGCAAAACGCUGCGGGAUCACUUUCCAUGGAUGAGGUUACCAAGAGCCUGCAGAGCAGCCAGCAGAGAGGGGCCAGCAAGCUGUCCUCUAAAACCAUGGAAGAUACGCAUAAGAAAGCCAUAUUCGCUUCCAGUUUGUUAAAAAAUGUUCUUUCUAAGAAGAUGCAGUUUGAGCAGGAGCGCAGGAUGGAGAGGGGGGAGAUCAGCGAGCCGCAUCAGGCGCCGUCUCCGGGCUUUGCGCUGCAGGAGAGUGACAAUAAGUGGAAGGGGAGCAGGAGGCUGGAGAGGCAGAGCUCCAAGUUCUCUGAGAGCGGCUCAGACUAUGCCAUAAUGUGUGUGGAUGAAUUAGGGGACUUUGUGGACAGCGGCUCAUGUGAUAGUAAGAGGCAAGACGCGUGUGCUCCUAAAACAGAAACUAAUUUAAAUUCGGCCAAUGAAGCAGGGAUUGAUACUAAAAAAGGCGCCUUGCGUCGCAGCCAAAAUAGCGCGUUCAGAUGCUGGAAGGACGAGGAGCUAGAGUUUCAAAAGGAUCAUAAAAACCAUCAAACUCUGCUGGACAAGCUGCCUCCAGUUGAUGACAAAGAGAGUGAGUGGGAUCCGUUCUCUACAGGCUGCGAUAAACUGACUAAAAUGUCCCAUUUGUUUGUGCCAAAUAUCCAACUGCUGCCCAGUGACAGAGAGGUGCGACCGCAGCUGCAGAGAGGAGCUUAUUCCUGGAAUGGAAGCAACACUUUAUACAUCACAGACUCCAAGAGCUCAAAAUCAUCCAAAUCACCGGAAAUUCAAAUCAACCUGAGAAGCGUUAGAGACAAUAAAACGGAAGAGUUUGGAGGCUCCAAGCUGCGCGCCUCGAAUAUCACCGCUAGCCCAUCGAGUCUGAUCAGAACAGAGGACUUCAAAUGCCAAGCCCUGGCUGCGGCUCUGAAGGGUGAGUCCUCAGAUAAAGUUCCGCACUUUAUGGUUCGAGACGUUAGAGAUAAUAAAGGGAAGUUACAAACUCCCAUUCACCAAGUCAGAGAUGUACGUAAGCUUGUUAAAAGUUCCUACCACUUUGUUUCCUUGGAUAAGAACGAAAAUAAAUCAAAUUCAUUUAGCUCUGAAAUUUCUUCAGAGCAAAAGAAGCAGGUGCAAAACAGUAAUGCUAACUGUGUGUCCCCCAUGGUAAUAAAAUGUCAGUCUGUAAAUACUCACAAUGCAGAAAAACCUACCGGAAACCUUAAACAGGAGCAGACUGACACAUGCAGAUCGUCUCCGGAGGGCGUUAAGAGUGCUCCACUCCAGAAGGCAUCAGAGAGAGCAGCAAAUACCUCAUACAGCUCAGAGGGAAGCACUGGGAUGAGCAAUGAGGGCAAAACAGGCGCAACGACGUCAGAGAUGGCAGAAAAUAAACUGGAGUCAAAAGUGGCAAAUCAGGUGGCUUUGGAGAAACUCCAGGCCGCAGUGAAAACCAUGGAGCAACUUUAUGUGUUUGAUAAAAAUGAGUGGAGAAGAAAGCGUGAGCCUGAGCGUCUGACGGACAGCCAUGUGCUGUCACUGAUAGACAGUGAAGAGCAGCAAGAGUCUGAGGAAAGAGGAGGGAGAGGGUUCAAUUCAGACAAAGCAGUCAGAAGAGAUUCCUACCCAAAUAUAGACAAGACCCCCCCGACAUUAUCAGUGUCUUCCAGCACUGACAACUCCCUAAGGUGGCUAGAUAAAGACCUACUUAAAGUGCUUCAGUCAUCCAACAGCCAUGAUGAAAGGUUGGUCACUAAGACAGCCCAAACAGUUGGCACUAUAGAGAGCAAGAACAUGUUCAGCUUUAGCUGCAAACCCAAGGCCUGCACAGCUGCUGAUGUUCCUCAGUCAAACACAGCCCCACACGCACCUUUCAGUGGCAAAAGCUUUGCACCGAAGUCUCCUAAAUUGCCUGUGUCAUUCAAAACCUGUCGGACAGGAGUUAGAGGGAAGGAAGAUGCUGAACCGAGGGGAGUGGACCGAUUUGAGCAACAGUUUUCAGGUGCAUCGGUUGACAAUGAGAACUACCUAACCAUCCCAGUCAAAUUUCAGCCCAAAAACAGUAAAAUGGCAGCAUCUGUAGAUAAAACAUCAAUAAAGACUCUUCACCAUCAGUCACUGCCAACCCCUCCUGCAGUACAUGAAGAUUAUGCCUCUAGAAUCCAGGAGGACCACAGUCAGAGAACAAAACGUUCCAGUAUUGUAAUGGAGACCCAUUCACCAGAGAUCCCCUCUGCUGCUAUUUAUCACUCCCUGCCAAUGGCUGUGUCUGCCAAUCAGCCACAAAUGUAUUGUUUUUCCCCAGCAAUCACUCCAGCCCCCUCCCUGGACCCCUUUCAGGGCACACAGAGGAAAAUGCUGCUGGAUCCCACCACUGGGAACUACUACCUGGUGGACACACUGGUGUCCCCAGCCACAAAGCGCCUUUUUGACCCAGAAACGGGCCAGUACGUGGAUGUACCCAUGCCACAGCCUCCAAUGACACCAGUACCAAUGCCUAUCUCACCACUAGCGCUCAGUACUGGAGCAUAUGGUCAUACCUACAUGAUCUAUCCAGGCUUCAUGCCAACCCCUUCAGUGAUACCUGCUCGAACGCUAGUACAAUCACAGAUGUCUGUGCCAUCAGAGGUAGAGGGCAUGGAGAAGUCUUCCUCACAGCAGACUGAAGGAAUGUACAUGGAGAGUCCUUUCUAUAUGGCAACUGGGAAGCCUCCCCAGACAGUUUCAGGGACUCUACACCAUGGUGCCCCCAAUAGGCCACAGCAUGGAUGUUCCAGCAUGAACCAGCCAGUCAUCAGCAUCACAUCCCAGCAAGGGCCAAGGAUCAUUGCCCCACCUUCGUUUGAUGGGACCACCAUGAGUUUUGUGGUAGAGCACAGAUGAGUCGCUAAGCUAGACAGGACUGGAGCUUUCAUGAUCAUCGGUUUAUCUUCUUCAUUGUUUUACACUGAUGUUAAGUGUGCUGAGCAAUUUAGUUGUUCAGGUAUUCUAACUGCUGCAGAAUGUUUCUUUUACUUUCUACAAGAUUGUAAUUCAUGCUUUUUUACACCACUGCUACACCAAGACUCAAUGCCUUUGAAGGGAUUAUUUACCCACUCCUGAAACUAAAUAGAGUUUGAUCAAAUCUUUAUUUUAUUUUCCAAAUCAAAAUAAAGAUUGAUUUAUCUAGUUUCUUCUCAUUUUGAAAUGAGAAGAAACUACUUGUUUUGAAGACAUUUGCACAUCUUUAUAAAGUUAUGAAUCCAAGAACCUGUUCCUUGUUAGAUUUUGCUGAAUUUACCAAAGGGUUUUUACAACCUUAAUUGUCAUGAUGACUUCUUCUGUGUUCGUGCUUCAUGAUGCACACAAAUCAGUGUUGAUUCAAAGCACUUUAUGUGCAUAAUUUACAUUAUUGCACAUUUUGUAAAAGUUAAGGUUGAAAAAAAUGUAAUGUGAUAUGUUGUCUUUUGUUUGUACUGAUUUCUUUGAGAAUGUGGAGCUGCUGGACAGUCUUUGUUAAUACAUGUCAGGUAUCAUUGUUAUUCCAGAUUAUUCUAUUAGAAUGAAUGCUAUGAGUAAUGUUGAAUUUUAUUUCACUCCCAUUUUUAGAAAUGUCAUCUUGCCAUUUUUUUUUUUUUGUGUCUUUUAUGGGAAUUGUCCUCUAUUUAUACUUUGUACAUAGUUUUUUUUUCCCAAAAUAAGCCUGAGAGUGGCACACUUUUUAAAGUCUUACACUGCCAUAAACUUUCUUAAGAUAGUAGGACUUUCAGGAGUAAGUGGAAGUAGGGUUUGCAAGACAAGAAAAUGAAUACUUGAGAAUUUGUGAGGGAUGUAUGGGUGAAGAGUGGAGGGACUUUGUAGAAGUACGGCAAAAAGCUGGACAUGACACAUUAUGUUUUCACUUUGUUCAACUGAUUUUUGUUUUCUCUUGUUUUUUUCUGCAUAAAAAAUGACUUCACAAAGUUAGGUCUUGACUUUGCAAAUGUGAAGAUGGUACAUGUUAAAAUACAUAAUUAAAACAGUACUUUGGAACUGUAAAUGUUUAUUACAUAUUCACAAUGUUAAAUUGAGGUUGUUUCUACUCUUAUAUUGUACUUUAUUACAACACAAAAACAAACAUUUCUCCAGUUAUGUUUCUGCAGUCACUUGUUCACUGACACAUGAAAUCAGUGGUGGUAAUUUCAAGAAUGGGUCCCUGGCCAGAGCCCCUUCUAAUGCCAUCCUCAACCAAUUCAAACUAAAGUAAUUAGAUGAUUUUCCAGCAGAAAGCUUGCAACCUAUAGGUUCCCAGUACUCAGUCAGAAGCAAGGAAAAUUACAUGCACACAAGUAGUAGCAAGCUUGUUCAGGGCACAACUACCAGAUAAGAUGUGUCUUACUUCGUACUUCUUAGAUGCCCGGCCCCCCUUUCUGAUGCCGCCCUGGCAUUACACUGCCUCUUUUACACUUUGGGUCGGUUAGUUUCAAAUGAGCAUCAUUUGUUAAUUUCAAGUGAGCAGGAUCCUGCUGCUGACCAUAUACUGUUACUAUGACCAUCAUGCAGCCAUUUUCUGAUAAUAACAUCCAGCUGGAUAAUAAAGCAUUUCACCAAAGCUCAAAGGAGCUCAAACUGAAUUCUAGAACAUGUGAAUAACAAUAAUUUCAUCAAGGAUUUUUUUAUAUGCAUUAUAAAGUAUCGCAUUAGAAAAGGUUGAUGGAAAAGGAACAUUUUCAAAAACAUCCUCAAUUUCAUGAAAGGUUUUCACAAUUGUUUGAAGUGGUUUUUGGCUUUUACAAAAAAUAGCUAAUAUCGUAAAGGGGAGAUGGAAACAGAUUUGCUGACCAUCUGUCAUAGCAAACUUUCCUGUACACUGAUGAGUCUGUGCCUUAAUUGAGGCACAAAACAUGGAAAAAUUUCUACAUCUUGUUAUACAGCCAUGCGUAAUGUCACAUUCUGACUAAAUUACCCUCUAAGUAGCCUGGUGUCUUAUUUUGUACUUCUUGGAUGCCUGGCCCCCCUUUCUAAAGGGUUUGCUCCAAACCAGUAAAUGAAAACAUGCCUAAUUCAUAUUUUCUUUUUUUUUUUUCUUUUUUUUUUGCUACAUUUUAAAAGUUUCCUCAAAAAUUGUAUGACAAUAGAGGAACCAGGGUUUAUGAGGUCAGUGGACUCCACAGUCAUCAGAUCUCAAUGCAAAACAGAAUUCAGUGAAACAGGAGGAUUUCAUCAUGGAUAUUCAACUAAAAAAUCUGCAGCAACUGUAUGAUGCUGGUAUGUCAAUAAAGACCAAAUCUGCUUUGACACUGCAAUGCAGCCAGCAUGUCUGCUGAAGAUGUUAGAACAGAAUAUAAAACAGUAAUGCUGGAAUACAUAUUUAUUAAGUCAAAUUUUAUUUCCACUGGAGCACUUCCUCUCCCAAAAACCUUUGAAGCAAAUAAUGUUCUGUAAAAUAGUUAGAACUUAGCACAAACUACUUGAUAAGCUUGGUUAUGCUCAUUCUGAAAGAACACAGCCACAACUAAAUAGCAAACUACAGGGUCUGAGUCUGUGGUUUAGGAGUGUAAAACUAACUCAGCUUUGUUUAUCUAGAGUAGUGAGCAUUAAAAGGUUCCUCUGCUGCCUGGGGAUCCACAGUAAGUGGGUCAGAGAAGGAAGGAGGUACUGGUUGAGUACAUGCAGGGUCAGGUUGCAGAACUCCAAUUGUAUCCUCAAAGUCAUCCUAUCUGAGUGUGUCGAUGACACAUACCAUCACACCCAGAGCCAUGCCACACACUCACAUAACCCUGACUAAUGUGCAAUGCAUCCCACAAUUAACACUCUAUCAGGCUUGAAGAGUUUUAAUAUAAACAAGCUUUUAAAUAGACUUGUUAUUGAUAUGAGUAUUUACUCCGUCCAACAAUUUCCUCUUGUGGGCUUUAGGUUUGUCAAGUUGUCUCUGAACAACUUGACAAACUUGUGCAUAAAACUUCACACUAGUUGUUAUUAUGAUCCAACACAGGUCAAUAUCUGAGCAUGGCAUUAAAUUUGUAACAGAAAAGCUGAAAAUUUUAAAUUAUUCUAAGCAAAGAGGUCAGUAUUUCAAAUCCGAUGUAGUCCACAAUUUGACUACAUCGCCCCGUUUCUCAACGGGGGCGGUACAGUCCCUGGGGCAAGUUCAAAGGACAGGGGCGCUGGCAGAAAGAGGGAUAAAUAGGGAUAAAUAUGUUGGAGGGACGAAGAAAAGCCUUUCAAAGUGCUUGAAAGACAAUACGUACCGUAAGUAAUGUUAGUGUAUGAACAGGACAGUUAUAAAUAUUCAGGUAAGCUUAAGCUAGCCUAAAAUAACAGGUGGUUGUUGCUGUCUUGCUAGGGUUGCCACCCGCCCCAUAAACUACGGAAUCGUCUCGUAUUUGACUGUUAAUUGUUGCGGUAUCAUAUUGAACCCAUACCGCAGACGCAGUGAGCUGCUAUCAGCCCGCGUCUUUCUAAAAUGUCCACCGAUACAUCCCAGGGUGAACAUCUUUAGUGAAGUUGAAUGCGGGCGAUUAAAAAAAAUGUGUCGGCAAUAUUCAGUGGCGCACGGUGUGCUGAAUGAUAUCAAACAGAAUGGAUCAGGAGAGGAUCACUGUUGGAGUCCCGUCAGAACCUAAAGAGGCAUGUUAGGAUUCAAGUUGGUGUGAGUGCUCAUCAGAUAGACGAUCUUCGUGGGACAGUUCUGGCAGGCUGGCGCACAUUCAGCGGAUUCCCGCAAAAGGCUGCAGGGUUCUUAAGAAGCGGUGGUCCCACUUGAUGCAUCAGCGACUGCUUUCUGUCACCAGGACGCUACCGCCUGCCGCUCGUGUCCCUGCUACUCUCUCAGAGACUCUAAGCCUCCUGGAUCCUUUCCCCUUCCUCAGCAACCCUCCAUCAGACGAACUGUAAGCCAUUCUCUCCAUUCCCCUGUCAAGAUUCCCUCGACCCGGUCCUCACUAACCCCUCCCCUCUCCAAGCAGAACCUGAGCCGGCCAGCCGCUACAGAUCCCAGAGGGUCUAUCUGGAUAACAUUAUAUUCAAUAUUUAUUGUGAAUAAAUCAUUGAAUCAAGAUUUUCCGGCUUAAUGUUUGAACCUGCAUUUGGGUGAAAAGACUCAAAUCCAACAUGACAAGGCUCAGUGUCUCUUCAUCCCUCAAUCAUCUCCUGAGACCGAAAAAUAUAAAUGGCAAUUUAAAGAACAAAUCAUACUAAUAGAUUAAUAAUAAAUAAAUACACUUUGUGAGGGGAUAACGUUUAUUUUUUUCUAUAUUAAAGUUUGUUAGGGCUUUCUGUGUAGGAAUUUUUUUUUAUAUCUUUCAUGAAUAGGCUACAGGGUUCUGUGGUCAUAUUAUU